GGGGAGGCCCAGCCCGCCAAGGACCUCGCCGCUGGGGCGGGCCAGCGGAGCGGAGCGCCUUGCCUUUUGGGGUACAGAGCCACAGAAGCAGCUGUGAACCUUCAUGGAGGCCCCGCUUCGUUCCAUAGACUACUCCUACUUAGGACCUGGGACCUAUGGCUGCAAGGAGAUCUGCUUCGGCAAGAAAAAGGUCAAGAAGGAGGGGCAGAAGGACAAGCUCGGGCCUGGCUCCUACAACUUCAAAGACUUCUUAGAACAGCUGCAGCGGAAACCGUGCAGCAACCGGGGGCUGCUCAGCUCCGGGGAGCUUCGCUUCCGAGGACUCAUCGGGAACUACUAUCCGGGCCCUGGAAAUUAUGGAGAGAAGGGCAACCCCUACACAAGGCUGGAGGAGAAGGCCUGGAACCGCUCUCACUCCGAGGGCCUCAUGUGCCGGAUGACCAACAAGCCGCACCCCUUGGGUCACGAGGGCAGCGGCCUGGCACCAUGCACCUACUCCUUCAAAAGUGGCAUCGAGGCAUUCGUGGAACGCGCCAUGGGCACCCGCGGCCCCUAUGACACUUUCUCCGGCGAUCGAAGCAAGCCCCAGCCUUACGGACAUUUCUCUGUGCAGAAAAAAAAGCCCAGUGAGCUGAUGAGUGUCAAGAGCUUCGUGGAAGAACUUAACUCUCCUUGCAAUAAGAAGCGUGGGGCGUUUUCCAAACUUUCCCGCAACCCAACAACCCCUUCAGAGAGGAUUUACUGGAGCACCCUCAGCCAGUGUCCCCGAAAACUAGCCACGUCUGGGCCCGGUAUGUGGCUUCCUCCAGAGAAGGAAUGCAAACGUGGCAACCAGCCGCCAUUCCUGCUGUCCUCCAAGCGGGCAAGCGGAAGGACCAACCAGAUGCUUAUGGGGAGUUGGAACCCCGUAGGUGUGGGCUACUACCUCAACACCUGGCUGCUGGAGACCAAGGACCAGCGGCAGCGAUACCGGUCCCUGUUCAUGGGCGGAGCCAAGCGCUAUCCCUCAAACCCGGCCCGGGACAAGUUCUUGCAGGAACGGAUCACACCUUUCACUAAGGGGAAGUGCCUUACAACUGUGGAUUAUAAUUCGGAUCCUACUCCUUGAAGCCACAUGUGAAGGACAGCCUGCGGUGACCAGAGGGCCCCAAGGACUGAGGACAAAUCUGGGGACCGGCGGGUGGAAGUGGGGAUGGAGGGUCUUGGAGAAAGGACCCGGGAAUGCCUGGGAGAGGGGAGAGAUGUGGUGAUGGGAUCACUUCUGUCGGAGACAUCUCCCUGGGGUCACAGUGUCUGCUGGGACAUCUGGAGCCAGGCAUCUUUCGAUAUGGGAGCUCAGUUAUCCUGAGAAUUCAAACUGGCCAGUGACGUGAACAUGGGAGCCAGACAGCAGAUGGACCGAAGGGGUGACGUACGGUGGACACUUUCGGGACCCCUUCUAUUCUAAAGCCCAAGUCCUCGACCCCCUGUUCAUUAAAAUCCAAGAGGCGGGGGAGUGUGGCAUGUGUCAUAAGGCAGCUCUAGGUCCCCAGCAGGAGUAUUCCGUCUCCAUCCAUGUUGUAGGUGAGGAAAUCGUCUUCACAGGGUUCACUUGCCAAAAUUUGUUAGAUCACAACCUGGUGACAAAGCCAGGACUGUAGCCCAGAGCUCCUGACAACCAGGUCUGGUGCCUUAAAAAAGGUACUCCACCCUCCCCCUGCCCUAGCCGGGUUUGCUCAGUGGUUGGAGCAUCAGCCGGGAAUUGAGCUUGCCAACUGGUGUACAUGCCCUUGACUGGAAUUGAAUCCACAACCCUUCAGUCCAUGGGCUGAGGGAGGUGACCCAUUGGUGUUUCUCUGUCUCUCCCCCUCCCUUCCACACUCUCUAAAAAUCAAUGGAAAAGCAUCCUUAGGUGAGGACAAAUAAAAAAAGAUAAAAAAGAGAAAGAACUCAUGGAUAUGGACAACAGUAUGGUGAUUGCAGGGAGGGAGAGGAAGGUGAGGUGAAAGACGGUAUGGGGGGAUGAAUGGUGAUGGA
Messenger RNA from Eptesicus fuscus (big brown bat), 2016 nucleotides. It is a transcript of the gene CIMAP2, whose product is annotated as lymphocyte expansion molecule. The record is from RefSeq and is a predicted model, not a curated record. Lineage: Eukaryota; Metazoa; Chordata; Mammalia; Chiroptera; Vespertilionidae. The transcript has 10 exons. The coding region runs from base 104 to 1108 and encodes 334 amino acids.